Molecule: messenger RNA, 2139 nt
Organism: Emys orbicularis (European pond turtle)
Lineage: Eukaryota; Metazoa; Chordata; Testudines; Emydidae
Gene: ZDHHC6
Product: zinc finger DHHC-type palmitoyltransferase 6
Exons: 12
Coding region: 289-1638 (449 amino acids)
Biological process (GO): protein palmitoylation
Cellular component (GO): Golgi apparatus
Molecular function (GO): palmitoyltransferase activity
Source: RefSeq, a predicted model, not a curated record
GCGCCGCCGGAAGUGCUGGGAAGCGCUCAGCGGGGCAUGGCAUGGCAGGAGCUUUCGGAGGGGCUGAGGUCAGGAAUAGAAGCAAAUCGUCCUCUUGAGAUGGAUGUGAAGAGCUCCUACAUCUGAAGACUCUUCCAAACAUUAGAAAUGUCUUGAUCACAACUAACUAUCUGGUAUUUGGAGGCAUGACCGUUAUUGAAGAUAUGAAAACUUAUGACAAAUGGAAAACUGUAGUUAAAAAUAGGAACAUUGAAUAUUAUUUGAAAUAGGAAAAUACUCUUCUUCAAAAUGGGUGCACUGUGUUCAGUUAUCAGGUUUGAGAAUCUCCAGGAACUGAAGAGACUAUGUCACUGGGGCCCCAUCAUAGCCCUUGGUGUGAUAGCAAUAUGUUCUACUAUGGCUAUGAUAGAUGCUGUUAUGUGGUAUUGGCCUUUGGACACAACAGGAGGAAGUGUGAAUUUCAUCAUGCUCAUAAACUGGACUGUCAUGAUUCUUUACAAUUACUUCAGUGCCAUGUUUAUUGGCCCUGGAUAUGUUCCUUUAGGAUGGAAACCGGAAAAAUCUCAGGACUGCAUGUAUGUCCAGUACUGUAAAGUGUGCCAGUCUUACAAAGCACCACGUUCACACCACUGCCGAAAAUGUAACAGGUGUGUGAUGAAAAUGGACCAUCAUUGUCCGUGGAUCAAUAAUUGUUGUGGGUAUCAGAAUCACGCAUCCUUCACUCUGUUUCUCCUUUUAGCUCCACUUGGAUGUAUCCAUGCUUCUUUCAUUUUUGUUAUGACCAUGUACACUCAGCUUUAUAACAGGAUAUCUUUUGGGUGGAGUUCUGUAAAGAUUGAUAUGAGUGCAGCCAAAAGAGACCCACUUCCUAUUAUUCCUUUUGGAUUGUCUGCAUUUGCUGCAUCUUUAUUUGCAUUGGGACUGGCAUUAGGAACAACCAUAGCAGUUGGUAUGUUGUUUAUUAUCCAGAUGAAAGUCAUUCUGAGGAAUAAAACUUCAAUCGAAUCAUGGAUUGAAGAUAAGGCCAAAGACAGAAUCCAAUAUUACAAAACGGGAGAGAUCUUUAUUUUUCCUUAUGACAUGGGAAGUAAAUGGAAGAACUUUAAACAAGUGUUUACGUGGUCAGGGAUUCCUGAGGGAGAUGGCCUCGAAUGGCCAGUAAGAGAAGGCUGUCAUCAGUAUACUUUGACAAUAGAGCAAUUGAAACAAAAAGCAGACAAGCGAGUAAGAAGUGUGCGGUACCGAGCAGUAGAAGAUUACAGUGGUGCCUGCUGCCCUGUGACUAAAGGUGUUAAAACAUUCUUCACAACCCCAUGCACUGAAGAACCGAGAAUUGCACUGUGUAAAGGGGAUCUGCUUUUGGCCACUAGAGGCUUAAAACACUGGAUGUAUGGAGACAAAGUUCUUGACUCAACUACUGACGGGCUGCCAAGAGUGGGUUCGGGCCCCACAGCAAGAGCGGACCGGCUAAACAGGGCCGACGAGAGGUGGGGGAAGCCAGGCCCCGGGCUCCCUUCCGGACCGCCAGGCCCCGCUGGAAUGAGAGUCAGAGGCUGGUUCCCAAGGAAAUGUGUGGAAAAAUGCCUGUAUGACUCUGAAAUGGAUCAACCAUUGGAUGGAGAGAAGAAAAAUAGAUAGCCGUCUCAUCGUCUUUACGAAUAAAUGGAAAUGUUCCUUUCAGACCACAGUCCUUUACUUGAAACCUUCUGUAUAUUUAGACUUAUGCAGGAAAUAUGGUGUGAAAGUGACUUCUUUUUCUCACAAUUAAAGGGUACCCUAGUGCCAUGGUUUGCAUAUAUUUUUAUUAAUGUUUUUAUAACUGAAGAAGCCAUUCCACAUAGAUGCCUUUGAGAUACAAAGGUUUUUCCACCUUAGGACAGAUUUGAUUGUGUUUUCUUUACUGUUUAAAUGAAGGAUUUUUUUAAUUGCAAACUGAGGGACCUUUAUUUCUAAAUUUUUCCACAACGGUAUCUAUGGCUAAUGCAUGCUGCUUUUCCUUUGUAUAUUACUUGGCCGUGUGUCCCAAGUGCCCCCUUGAAAACUAUAGAGUAAACUUUGAAUUCAAAUGCAAGUAUGAUUUGCUACCUGUGACUUUUAAUAAUGUGUAAACUUUUGUCAAUUGCAAAUAAACAAUGUGUA